UGCAUGAAGAUUACAAAAGCCCUACAAUCCCAAAUAUCAGCCAUCACCAACGGCUUCUUGCACCUCCAAUCCGGCGGACUCAACUACGCCGCCUAUGGCCGCCUCAUCCAACAAUGCACCGACCGCGGCCUCCUCCGCCAAGGCAGGCAGCUUCACGCCAGCCUCGUCCUCUCCGCCGUCGUUCUCGACAACUUCCUCGCGUCAAAGCUCAUCGCUUUCUACUCCAAAUCAAGCCACCUCUGGGAAGCCCACCACGUGUUCGCCGGAAUUCCUCACCGAAAUACUUUCUGUUGGAACGCCAUGCUUAUUGGGUAUUCCUCCAACAACAUGUUUGUCGAAACGCUCGGGUUGUUCUCGAGAUGGUUGUCUUGUAUGUCGGCGUCUGCAAAACCGGAUAAUUUUACGGUAACCUCGGUUUUGAAGGCGUUGGCGUCGUUGUUUCCGGAGUUACAUUUGGCUAAAAUGAUUCAUUGUUUUGUUAUCCAAAAUGGUUUUGAUUCGGACAUCUUUGUUUUGAAUCCUUUGAUCACAUAUUACUCGAGGUGUGACGAUAUCGCUUCGGCGAGGACUUUGUUUGAUAGCGGGCCUGAGAGAGAUCUUGUAACGUGGAAUUCAAUGAUUGCUGGGUAUUCUCAAGCAGGUUAUUAUGAAGAUUGCAAGAAUUUGUACAGGGAAAUGGUUGGUUUGGAGGGUUUAAGACCAAAUGGGAUCACAGCAGUCAGUGUGUUGCAGGCAUGUGCACAAUCAAAUGAUCUUGUGUUUGGAAUGGAUGUUCAUCAGUUUGUCAUUGCAAAUGACAUUGAAAUGGACCUUUCGCUUUGUAAUUCAAUUAUUGCAUUAUAUGCCAAAUGUGGUAGCUUGGAUUAUGCAAGAGAACUUUUUGAGGACAUGAGUGAGAAGGACGAAAUUACUUAUGGUGCACUUAUUACUGGGUACAUGGUUCAUGGAUUUGCAGACCAAGCUUUGGAUCUUUUCCAAGAAAUGACAAGCCCGGGAUUGAGCGUAUGGAAUUCUGUGAUAUCAGGUUUGGUCCAGAACAACCAGCACCAAGGAGUUAUUGAAUUAUUUCGUGAGAUGCAGUCGUUCAAUCUUAGACCAAACUCAGUGACACUUUCAAGCAUUCUGCCUUCUAUUUCACAAUCUACAUAUCUAAGAGGUGGGAAAGAGAUACAUGCAUAUGCAAUUAGAAAGGAUUGUGAUAGAAAUGUCUACGUGAAAACUGCCAUUAUUGAUACCUAUGCAAAAUUGGGGUUUCUGGACAAGGCACAAAGAGUGUUUGAUCAGUCAGAAGACAGGAGCGUAAUUGUUUGGACAGCAAUAAUCUCAGCUUAUGCAUCACAUGGAGAUGGUAAGGCAGCAACUUAUCUAUUUGAAAAGAUGCUGAAUGAUGGGAUUAGGCCAGAUCACGUGACAUUCACGGCAAUAUUGACUGCUUAUGCCCAUUCUGGAGUUGUAAGUGAAGCUUGGAAGAAUUUUGAUGCCAUGCUUGCAAAAUACUGCAUUCAGCCCUCUGUUGAACACUAUGCUUGUAUGGUAGGAGUUCUAAGUCGGGCUGGUAAGCUCUCUGAAGCACUGGAAUUCAUUUUGGAAAUGCCAAUUGAGCCAAGUGCCAAGGUUUGGGGUGCAUUGCUCAAUGGUGCUUCAGUUUCUGGUGAUGUUGAACUUGGGAAGUUUGUUUGUGAUCGCUUGUUUGAGAUGGAGCCAGAAAAUACAGGGAAUUAUAUUAUUAUGGCAAAUAUAUUUUCACGAGCUGGAAGAUGGGAAGAAGCUGAGAAGGUAAGGGAAAAGAUGAAGAAUCUCAGGUUGAAGAAGAUCCCUGGCAGUAGCUGGAUUGAAACAAGUGGUGUUCCAAAGUAUUACUGCCAAAGAUGUAUCAAAUGAAAAACUAAAGAAAUUUAUGACGUUUUAGAAGUGCUUGUGGUGAUGAGGGAAGAAGGUUAUGUUUUGUUGGAUGAGUUUGAUGAGGAAAGUUUUUGGGACUGAGCAGCAAGUCUAAAGUUAAAUAGAGUUCUUGCAAAUAUGAAAUGUUUUCAGGAAUCUUAAGAUACACAGAGCAAAUACAAGCCUCUAUUACUGAUGUUGAGUUGUGAUGUUCAUAAGAAUUUUGUGGAUCUUGCACAUAUGGAUAGAGCAGCAGAUGGGAAGCAUAAUUGGACUACUACAAUUACAUCAGAGCACUUAAAACAAGCAUUAGUGCUAGAGAAAGACAUUGUCUUUAAGGGUUCCCGGUCUCAUUGUUAUUAAAGGUCCAGCGCAAGGGCUAGCUGAGUGAACUUCAACAUUCAGAGUGUUGAUCGUCCUUAGUCAAUCUGGGACAGUGAGACACUUGGUUGGGAUUGUACAACUUUGCCAAAUUGCUAAUUUGCAUACAAUACUAUGGUUGUUUGGAUAUGAGAUUGUACAUUAAUUUGAUGGAUUCUGGCACGUGGAGAAUCAUGCUUUGAGUCAUGCUCACAAACAGCCCUGGAGCUACCCAGCUCCAUCAUAUCCAGGAGCUAGACAUCCACAUCUAUGGUCAUCUGGAGUGCAGAAAUUCUAUGCAAUGGUGGUGGAUAGUUUGGAUAUACCACUAUUGAUCAUUCAAUGCCAAGUGAGUUCUACUUCCUGUAGAUUACUCACACAGAGUUGGCUGUAUGUGUUCUGCAUCUUUGGAUUCUCAUUCCGCUUCAAGUCAUGAAAGGUUCGAAGGCAUUGUCAAGCUAAUAAUUUUUUGUUUGAGCCAUUACAGUUUGUUUGCAAGGGAAGAUGCAAUGAAGCAAGCUGUUCAAAGCUUCAUUUUACUUUCCCUUUAAUAUAGAAAAAGUUCUGAGAAUCCUCAUAUUCUUUUCUUUCUCUGAGAAGUAUUUACUAUUUACCGAAGGUUAGUUCAGGGCUUUGUAACUAGUCUGAAGUAGAGCUUCUAGUAUGAAACUAGGCCGAGUUUAAAUGUUGGAAGCAAUCUUGUUAAAAUUUCUUUA
Messenger RNA from Diospyros lotus (date-plum), 2957 nucleotides. Its product is annotated as pentatricopeptide repeat-containing protein At2g37310. Lineage: Eukaryota; Viridiplantae; Streptophyta; Magnoliopsida; Ericales; Ebenaceae. The record is from RefSeq and is a predicted model, not a curated record. Gene Ontology annotation, biological process: RNA modification. Gene Ontology annotation, molecular function: RNA binding; protein binding.